Molecule: messenger RNA, 1165 nt
Organism: Culex pipiens pallens (northern house mosquito)
Lineage: Eukaryota; Metazoa; Arthropoda; Insecta; Diptera; Culicidae
Exons: 3
Coding region: 538-888 (116 amino acids)
Source: RefSeq, a predicted model, not a curated record
AGUUCCUUGCGCAAGAGGAAUGAUGAUUCCUGGCCUUCCGGAAGGUUGUUGUCGGUCCCGUAACCAUCUGGAACUAGUUCCUUGCACAAGAGGGAGGAUACUUCUUGGCCUUUCGGAUGUUUUUGCCGUCUCCGUGACCAUCCGGAAGGAUUUCCCAUCGCAACAGGGAGGGCUUUCUGAAAGUUUUUGCGGGUUCUGUGGCCCUACACUUUUCCGAGGAGGGAAACGCUAGGCGGAAAGAUGAAUUUACCCCAGUUAACUUAUUUUUCUUCUUCAGAUAUUAGGCGACCCCCUGCGAGACUUUUUGCCGGGCACUUUUUGGAACCAGUUCACGUUCAAGAACCCGAAAAAGCCAAAAACGGAUGGUGCAAAGGUGGCGAGCAGGUGCUGAGGCGGAAGAUUAUCGCGUGGCGCAGUAGAAUGGCGACUACGUGCCGAGCGGAUCGUGCAGGUUGCCGGUGCACUCCCUCACCAAGGAUCAUUGCACCGAGGACAAGCGGUUGAGCUUUAGAUUCCUUAAGACAAAAACGCAAAUGCAUGCGUGAGGCCAAGGCCAAGGAUCGGGUGGUCGCCAAAAAAGCUGCCGGCGGUGAUCAGAAUAACGUUUCCGACCUGGAAUCCCAGUACGAGGACGAGUUCGAUUCGUAUCUGGAACGGCUGGACGUGCCUGGACGAAGAGACGACAACGCCGACGAUUUUGACUACGAGGUGAACUUUAUGAACGAGUUCGAACAGGAACUGGCCAAAAAGCGCGAGAAGAAGAAGGAGCGAGCGACUAACGUCAUCUCAGGAGGACGGCGAGGAUGGUCUAGAAGAACAAUUUCAGCAUGCUGGCGAACUACGACGUACCGACGCCGGUCCAGAAGUACGCAAUUCAGAUCUUCUUGAGCGGACGGGACGUGAAAGCCUGCACUCGAACGGGUUCCGGCAAGACGGCCACUUGGAAGUAGUUAUGGCCCCGAUUCGUGAGUUGGCUAAACAAAUCUGUACGGUAGUAACAGAAUCCAGAAGCUUAUGGGCAAGUUGGUCCGCUGUUGCCACGCCGGGUUGCCUAGACCCCUUGCUGGACGAUGCAGACCGUAGGCUAUUAUACAUGAGAUUCGAGGACUACCAGAAGAGUUGCAUCGAGUGCUUAUUCUAAAAUUGUGAAAAUAUAUACUUAAGC